Messenger RNA from Coregonus clupeaformis (lake whitefish), 3435 nucleotides. RefSeq names its product solute carrier family 43 member 3. Gene Ontology annotation, molecular function: transmembrane transporter activity. The transcript has 13 exons. NCBI's taxonomy places the organism in Eukaryota, Metazoa, Chordata, Actinopteri, Salmoniformes, Salmonidae. The record is from RefSeq and is a predicted model, not a curated record. Gene Ontology annotation, biological process: transmembrane transport. Bases 1603 to 3216 code for a protein of 537 amino acids.
ACAGAUGCUAUGGACCAGAGCUAGGGGUAAACAAACAGAUGCAAUGGACCAGAGCUAGGGGUAAACAAACAGAUGCUAUGGACCAGAGCUAGGGGUAAACAAACAGAUGCUAUGGACCAGAGCUAGGGGUAAGCAAACAGAUGCUAUGGACCAGAGCUAGGGGUAAACAAACAGAUGCUAUGGACCAGAGCUAGUGGUAAGCAAACAGAUGCUAUGGACCAGAGCUAGGGGUAAACAAACAGAUGCUAUGGACCAGAGCUAGUGGUAAGCAAACAGAACUAAAACUAACGUAAACCUUUGUAACCUGUUAGCUGUUAGUUCUGACAGCUGGGGAGUAGACGAGAUGACCCCUGACCUCUGACCUUGCCACAGCAUCAGCCAGCUGCAGUCCUCACAACACUGCUCUGGUCUGGUUGGACUGUUGUGAAGGCGGACAGAGGAACUGUGUGUGUGUGUGUGUGUGUGUGUCUGAGAGCAGGAUCUUCGAGGAUAAGGACGGCACAACCACAGACACACACACACCACUGGGAGGAGCCAAGGCGGUCCAAUGAACCAAUGAGAGCCUAAGGAGAGGAUGAUUGACACACCGAAGCCCCCCCCCUCCCUCCAGCCACUGCCAGUACUGUGUCCAAUAAUGUGUCAGGCUUUUCCUCUGUCAGUCUGCAUAUAGCUGCAACCAGGACAUAACCUCAGUCAGUGACUCUGCAUAAAACUGCCAACUGGGACAUGCUGAUGCAUUCUCUCCAGCCAGCAAAAUUGACUUUUGGGAACCCGGCUUGAAUCAGGGGCAGCCUUUUAGGGAGGCAAGCAAGUUAGACCAAGUGAACCAGUUAGAUCAAGUGAACAGUUAGAUCAAGUGAACCAGUUAGAUCAAGUGAGCAAGUUAGACCAAGUGAACCAGUUAGAUCAAGUGAGCAAGUUAGACCAAGUGAACCAGUUAGAUCAAGGGAACCAGUUAGACCAAGUGAACCAGUUUGAUAAGUCUGAGCAAGUCAGAUGAGUUGAACCAGUGAGCAGACAGAGAGAACCAUAUGGUACUGUAGAGACCAGAGAACUACGAUGGACACUGUUCAGAGAGAGAAGACGACAGAGGCUUCCACUGUUGGCCCUUCUACAGGCAGUCAGGCAGGCAGUAGUUAUAUUCAAGUUCUACUAGCUUCUGUUCAUGGUCUACUAAUUCUAGUCAACCCAGAUCAACACAGUGAAGUCUGAGGUAAACUAGCUGCAGGGGGUUCACUGCCCUGAGGUAAACUAGCUGCAGGGGGUUCACUGCCCUGAGGUAAACUAGCUGCAGGGGUUCACUGCCCUGAGGUAAACUAGCUGCAGGGGGUUCACUGCCCUGAGGUAAACUAGCUGCAGGGGGUUCACUGCCCUCAUUUCUUUCAGUGCUUCAUAUUUUGGCGCUAGUCCCGCCUCAUCUCCCCUUACUUUCCAAAAAUACCCCUGGGGCCGAACGGGAGCACCGAUGGUCUGGUCAGAAAUUGAAGGACCCACCACCUCUACUACCGAGCUUCACCACCCCUCUGACCAGCAACACAUAGUCCCAUAGGAGGAACCCGAAAGUGAACCAGGAAGUAAGCGGCAGCAGUGGCAGCAGAGAGCAUGCUGGGAUGUGGGGGUGGGGCCAAGCUGCGCCACAGUUUGACGCUGGCCUCGGGAUUCGUUGAAAACCUGUGUUUCUCGGGGAUAGCGUAUGGCUGGGCGUCGCUGGUGUUCAUCCUGAAGAACGACGGCUACUUCAGUGACCUCUGUGACAUCACUGCCAACGCCACUGACCCCGGUGACAUUAUCGCGCUGUCAGGGGAGUGGCCUAGCGAUAGCAUCAUACAGUCAGACUGUAGUGGCCAGGAUGAACAGUUCUCCCUGGUCUUCACCGUCGCCUCCUUCUCCAUGAACUUCCUGCGUUUCCCUCUGGGCUUCCUGUUCGACCGCUUCGGCACCAUGGCGACAAGGCUCCUGGCCAUAUGUCUAUACACCACUGGGACCUUGUUGAUAACUGUCUCCAGUCCAGAGCAAUCAGCGUUGCUGUUUCCUGCCAUCUCGUGCCUGAUCACAUCUGGAAUGUUGUUCUACACCACCAAUGCUCAGGUGGGGAACCUGUUCGACAGGCUGCGUUCCACGGUCAUAUCGGUCUACGCAGGGGCCUUCGACUCCUCCGCCGCUGUCUUCCUCAUCGUCAAGUUUCUGUAUGAAGGAGGGGUCUCGUUCCAUUCCUCCUUCCUCAUUCUCUCUGUCUGCAGCGUCAUCCACGUCUUCCGGACGUUCUUCCUCAUGCCCAAGACCCACAUCCCCUACCCACUCCCCGACGGAUACGCUUACGGGGUGAACUGCGGUGGCUGGCGGUGGAAGAGAGGGGGAGAGAGAGGGGGAGAGAGAGGAGAAAAGGAGGGAGGAGGAGGAGAGAGAAAAGGAGAGGUGAACGCCAAAUAUCAGAAGAAUACUGGGUUACAGAAGGCCGAGAGUGCCCUGCUGCAAUUGCAGGACAAAGCAGGACCUUUCAGACUCGAUCAGACUGAAAGAGUGGCCAGUUUUAGGAGUUGUGUCCUGUCCUGGUUCUUCCUGUGGCACCUGGUCUGGGUGGCUGUCAUGCAGUUCUGUCACUUCCUGUUUAUCGCCACAGUGAACCCCAUGCUCAACCGGCUGGCCAACAGAGACCAGACCCUGGUGAGUCAGUACACCAAUGCCUUUGCCUUCACCCAGCUGUGUGGGGUCCUCUGUGGUCCCUGGAAUGGCCUCAUCAUGGACAGACACAAGGGGAAGCCUCUGGCUCCAGGAGAGACGAAGCAAGAAGCCGACCUGCGCUCCUCCUCUCUCUCCCUCUUCCUCACCUCCCUCCAGUGCCUCCUCUUCUACGUCUGUUUCUCCUCUCCUCUCCUUCCUCUCCAGUAUCUCACCUUCAUCCUGCAGGUCCUCAACAGUGCCUUCAUCUAUGGUGGACACCAAGCCUUCCUCACCAUCGCGUUUCCCGGCUGCCAUUUUGGUAAGUUGUCUGGUCUGAUAACAUCUCUGUCAGCUGUGGUUCUGCUGCUCCAGUUCACUGUUCUACACCUCAUCAGAGAGUUCCUGCAUGGAGACCCUCUCUAUGUGAACGUGGGUCUGACCCUGCUCACCCUCCUCACCUUCAUCCACCCCCUCCACGUCUACCUCCACUGCCGCUCUCUAGCCAAUCAGAGGAGGGCUAGGGCCAAACAGGAAGUGACAAAACUCCGGGUCUAAGGUCACAUGCAACAGGCUGGUGGUGGUGUGAGGACAAAACCCAACAACAGCAGUGGUGCGUCUCAAUAGUCUAAAGUCGCUUCCUUUCCUUGUCUCCUUUCCUUAGACAACACUGACCUGAUUAAACUGGACAGGUGGAAAACAGGGUCUGUGUCCCAAAUGGCACCCUAUCCCCUACAUAGUGCACUACUUUUGAAUGGGCCCUGGUUAAAAGUAGUG